Molecule: messenger RNA, 5844 nt
Organism: Tetrapisispora phaffii CBS 4417
Lineage: Eukaryota; Fungi; Ascomycota; Saccharomycetes; Saccharomycetales; Saccharomycetaceae
Exons: 1
Coding region: 1-5844 (1947 amino acids)
Biological process (GO): COPII vesicle coat assembly; autophagy; Golgi organization
Cellular component (GO): ER to Golgi transport vesicle membrane; endoplasmic reticulum exit site
Source: RefSeq, a predicted model, not a curated record
AUGGCGAAAAAGAAACAGCAGAAGAAGAAGGUCAAGCAAAAGGCUAAGAAGCCACAACAGAAUCCCAACCUAGAUACAGUUGCAGGUCAGAUGGUUGCAGGUCAGCACGACAAUGUGGAAACGUCACAAGAAGUUGGUGACGGUGUUGAGAUGGAAGACCACAACGAGAAUACCGUGGAAGAGGUUUUGGAAACUGCAUUAAACGUUGCAUCGGAAUUGGGUAAGGAAGAGACAACUGCUCAAGUUGGCUUGCCCUUGGAACAAGUUAUAGAACCGGUAAUUGAAGAGAAUUUCAUAGAACAGCAACCUAUUCCAGAAUUUCCAAUACAUAUUGAUGAGCCUGUUCAGCAGUAUACCGAGGAAGCACAACAAAACUUUGCUCAAGAUUCAGUUGAUUUUUCAGAAGUUCUCAUGGAACGUACUCACACCGCUGUGGUCGAGGAACCUGGGUUGUCUCCGAUCAAAGAAUACAUAGCGGAGCCUGCAUUGGAAGAACAAGAACUACAACCAGAAACAUUUCAAAAUAAUAUCGAAGAAACUGCACAGUAUACCCAAACGGGGAAUACUGAGUUGGAGCCAGAACUAGCCACAGAAUUGACUCAAGAUAUUCGAGCUGUUCAAGACUACGUAACAGAACAAACGGAUAUACCUUAUCUACCGGAAAAUGAAGAGAUUAUUGAAGAAGUCGUUCAACCAGUAGAAUUACAAUCUGCAGAGAUCAAUCAAAAACCGAUCUUCACUGAAGAAAUUGGAAAAAGUAACGAAUUUGCAAGCAUAUCGAUUGAUAAUGAUGCUUUGGGAAAUGAUUCAAAUUUGGCUCAAGGGGAAACCAAUAUAUCACAUAGCAAUGAGAACCUUUCAGAACAGGAUAUUCCACCGUCAACAGAUCUAAUUGAGCAUCCCACUCAGAAUGCUGACCUUACAUCAGAAAAUCUCGAAAGGGAUAUUGUAAAUGUUCAUUCACAAUCAAGUAUUGGUGUGGUUAGAGUAGAAUCUGCUGAUGAGAUACCUGCUUCAUUAGGAGAUAGCCAAUUUACACAUGAAACCUCAAUAAAAAAUAAUGAAGAAAUUAUUACCUUUGAGGAAAAUCUAUCGGAAAACGAUGCUGAUAAUUUUUUCACAGUUAUGGCAAAAUCACAAGAGGAUGAAUUACUUGAGCCCCAAUUAUCAGAACAGUUGAAUGAAAACGAUCUUCAAAAGGUGGAACCAGAUUUACAUGUUCCUGAACCUGAACCUGCAGUAGUUAAUAAUGACCCACUUUCUUUCUUAAUUGAAGAAGAUGAUGAUUUCUUAGAUGAUGAUGACGAUGAAAAUGAUAAAGAAAAAGAAGACGACACUGAAAACAUUAAUGAGAUUGAAAAUCAUGAUGUUGAUACCAAUAAUACUAAUAUAACUCAUACUAAUAACAAAAAUAAUAUUGAUUUGUUAUCGGAUGAUGAUAGUUUAAUAAGUUCGGAUGAAGAAAUUGAAUUGGAUUUUCAAAAUAUAGCAAAACCUCUGACUGAAGAAACUACCGAAACAACUGCUCUUCCAAGCAAAUAUAUUCCAACAGCAAAUACUAGUACGUCAGCUAUUACUUUGCCUGUGAGUCAGAAAUAUGAACCGAGGAUUAAAACUGUUAAACAAGCAUCAAUAACUAAAUUGGAGAUUCCAGGAAUCAAUGCAGCAGGUAUCGUUCCUCCAAAACCAAAUUUUCAAAGGGAUAUCUCUAACGAUAUUGCAUCUAAUAGCCCUUCAUCUACUGUAACUAAAAAAUUGAAUGAUGAGAAGAAAAAAUCAGAUGCGUAUGAUUUUCCAAUGGAUCUGGUUGGUAGUACCAUUCAAAAAGGUCACGCUAAACCAGUUUCACUACCUACACCUCAAUUAUCAGAUAUGAAUUCUGUAGCAAUUCCACUUAACCGCAACCCCUCCAGCAAUCAUACUAUUAACACAGGCUCUAAAAUUCAUUUACGUACAACAUCCAAAGGCACAAUACCUCCUAAUCCAUAUGCGAUAUCAACUCAGAUGAAGGCUCCUAUCAAUCAAUAUGUUCCAUCAUUAGACAGUUUAAAUACUUCAGCAAUCCCUCAAAAACAGCCUAGAAUGUAUGCUCCCAAUGUUGUUAAUGCACAAGCACCGCCAGUCACAAAUAUUGUACCAAAGGUUAAUGUACCACUGAUCGUUAAUCCACAAGCUCCGCUAGUUGCAAACCCCCCACAAGGAAUGUAUGCUCCUCAAAUGGUCAAUGCUCAAGCUUCACCAAUUACAAGUCCACUUCAAGCAACGUAUGCUCCUCCGUUUGUUAAAUCUCAAGAACCUGAUGUAGUUAUUGGAAAAUACGCACCAGUUCAGAAUCUUGCACCAAGUAAUAAUGUAGUCAAUGCUAAUAUACAUCAACCUCAACAAUUCACAUUUCCAGCAAAAAAUGACAUGGAUAAUCAAGAGAAAAUUAAUGACCUAGCCAUACCAAUAGCUGGGCGUCAGACUAGAAAGAAAUCUAUUAGUCGUUCGGGUGCUGAUAUGUACAAUCCUAUUAAAACAAAGGGAAAAAUCAGAUACUCUUUGUCAGGAAGAAGUCAAUCAGGGAUUCAAGUUGAAGAGAAUAAUAUCAAUAUGCAACAAUCAUAUUUACCUUAUGUUCCAACCACACAGGCUGCGAAUGCGACCUCAUUUUCGGCAUCUAGAUAUUCUAAUGAGCCUCAGCUGAAACCGGAAGAAAAUGUGGCACUACUAGGUAGGCAAUUUCCUUUAUUUAAGUGGGGACCAUCCAGAAAGAUAUCAUAUGGUGUACCACCUGCAAUUAACCAAAGCUCCUAUAUGAUGAAUACUAUUAGCAAUGAGAUGACAAUCAAUAUAAUUGAAACUGAAGAAAUGAUAAAACCUGAUCAGUUGUUAAACUCGUUUAUUGGUCCAUUGUUUAAAGGCAAGACAAAGGAGAAGGAUAUUUCAAAAUGGAUUAACGAUAUUACUAAUAAUAUAGCUAAUCAAUUCACUUCUGAUGAGAUACUUGUGUAUAAAUUAUUAGAUUUGAAACUUUCCUCAAAAAGGUCGAUGAAAGAUGUUGCUGAAUUAUUAUACACUAAUCGUAGCAGUUUAGGGAUUGUAUCCAGAACACAGGUUAAUGAACCAUUUGAGUUUAAUUCACAUAAGCUAGGUGCCAAUUCCCAGAAGACGAUUGCUGAUCAACUUCAAACAGGGCAACAUCAUGAAGCCUUAUCAUUUGCAUUGAAGGAAAAAGAUUCUACAAUGGCUCUAUUAAUUGCAAGCAUGAUGGGUAAAGAUAGAAUUACUCAGGUUGUAAAACAAUAUUUUACAGAAGAAUAUGGAGAUAGUUCGAGUGGUAUCUUAUUAUCUUUAUUGUUUCAAGUGUUUGUAGGAAAUCCCUCCGAUGCAGUUGCAAGUUUAUAUAAUGAUCAGUUAAAAUCUUCAUGGGCUAUCAAUAAUUGGCAAUUACUUGUUUCCUCUAUUUUGAAUAAUAUAGGUUCAACUGACAGUAAUGAACAAGUUCUUCACAAUAGUGAUCUUCCAAUCAACGUCAUUGAAUUCUUAAUCGAAUUUGGUAUAUUCUUAAAUGGAAAACAACUUGAAUUGGCUUCGCAUAUUCUUUUCAUUAUUGUGAACAUGCCUUUGAACUCUAAGCCAAUUACCAAUACUUCAAAUGUUGUAUUUAAUUAUAUCGGAACUUCUACUACUGCUCAGAGUUCAAUAUGGUCCGAAAUUUAUGAAUUUCUAUACUCUAAAGAUCCAAAGCAUAGAUUUUUUUAUGAUAUAUUACCACAGAAAUUAUAUCAUGCAACAAUUUUGUAUGAAAGCGGCCAAGUUCCAUUAGCUACAAAAUAUGCAGAUUCGCUUUUGGCCUCAUUAAAAAUUUUGUCAAAAAAAGACCCUAUGUAUAUUAAUUUAAAUGCCCACCUCCAAGAUUUAAAUAAUUCAAUGAGUUCAAGCAGUAGUUGGUUAGGAAAGCCUAAAUUUAGUAGCGUCUGGGAUCAACUCGAUAAAUCAUUCAAUAGAUAUAUUGGAGGGGACGAUGAUUCGUCACUACACCAAAAUGGGGAGAAGAAAAUAUUUGAUCGCUUUACCCCAGUAAAUUCAAGAAAUUCAUCAACCUUAGAUCUUACGCAGCCAACAUUUACACCGUAUCAGAACAAACUAAAUCCUAUUUCAAAAAUAGAAUCUAUAUCAAUUGGCGAAAUGGUUAGACACGGGAGAACAAGCUCUUUGAAAACUAAUGUUUUAAUGAAUGAUAAUUAUUUACCUCAUUCACAAUCAAGGGAUGUUCAACAUGAGCAUGCAGCUCAUGUUUCUUCCCAAAAUCCAGCUCAACAAAUGAAAAUACCUAACUUGAAUAAUGAUUUAUCAUUAAGUAAAGUAAGUAAUGAUCAAUCUUCAAAAUCUAAACAAGUGAGCAUUGAUGGAUUAAAUAAUUCUCCGCCACCAAAAAUGAAUUCUCAAUAUGAUGGAUCUGAGAGACAAACACCACAAGAUAUUCCACUGAAAAAUUUGGACGGAAAUGCCUCUUUCAAGCCACCAUUGAAUAGGGCAUAUAGUGAUACAAAUAGCUCAAUACAAUCAACUCAUUCCUCAGCACAUUUAUCUACAUUUGAUGUUAAAACGGCAAUUGUCACUGCAAGAUCUGAAUCUCAAGAAGCUUACACGAAGGUUAACCAAGCGUUAAGCGACGUUUCUAAGAGCUCGACAUUGGUUCUUGAUAGAAACAAUUUGGACUUAAAUGGUACAGGUAUGAUUUCUUCAAUUCAUACUUCAACUAAAUAUGACGUGAUAGCAGCAACUUCAACAAAUACUACUGAUGAACUAAGAAAUGUACAGAACCCUAUUGAGAGUUCGUUGGUAAAUAAUGAAAUGCCACAAAAUUCAGAAAUUAUGCAGGGAAAUGAUAAAUCGACUAUAUCAAAACCAAUUUUAUCACCACCACUUAAACAACUGACCCCAUCCAAUAAUACUAUUGAAAAUAUAGUCCCUCAAUCAGUAUCCAAACCAGUAAUGGCAAAUUCUUAUAUUCCAUCUAAUUCUCUAGUACCUAAUAGCACUGCUGAUACCGUUUUAGCCAAACAGAAUCUCCCUUCAGCCGAUAUGAAUACUGCUUCAUUCGGGGGAUAUGCACCAACAUAUGAUCAUGGUAUUAAAAGAGAAGGAAAUAAAAAAUUCUCGCCAAUUAAAAAUGAUUCAAAUACGUUUUUGAAAGAAGCUAAUAACACAAGUAAUUACGCUAAUUUUGAAGAACGGAAAAGCUCAGCUCCUAAUCCUGUAACCGUUUCCAUGGAGUCCACAAAGAAAAAGCAAUAUAGAUUCACAUCUGUUUCCGAUGCUACUAUAACUAAUAUUGAUUCCAUACCUCAAAGAAUUAGAAGUAGAUUUGAACCAAUUCAAGAAUCAGAAGUUUUAACCGAAGCUUUAUUUGAACCCGUUAUUAAGAUUUCGAAUAAUUUGAACUUUAAGCCACGUUCAUCGAUUGUUAGUGAAGAAAUGCCUCUGUAUGAAGACGAUGUUGAGGACGAAUCAGAUGAUGAAGGUGAGCAACAGUUACCAGAUGCUAAAUUAAAAGAAGAGUCAUCUAGGAACGAAGCAAGGGAGCAAAGCGAGCUAGCCGAAAAGAAUUUCAAGAAGGUCGCUGAAUCUGAAAACUGCAGAGAUAAAGAUCAAGUUGGUUCAUCUGGUUGGUUCACGUGGUUAAAGAAAGAUCCGAAUGCAAAGAAACCAAUAAAGGCUAAAUUAGGAAACAAAAAGUCUAACUUUUACUAUGAUGAGGAACUAAAACGUUGGAUAACGAAGAACGCUACUGAAGAAGAAAAGCAACAAAUAACUGCACCUCCUCCACCUCCACCAAUGAGUAAAAAAAGAACGUAG